GGGUGGGGGGCGUGGCCCAGCGGAAUAAAAGGGCCCUAGGAGCCCCAGGAGGCCCGUUAGAGCUGCUUGGCCGCAGUGCCCGCCCAGCCCCGGACCGUCCGCGCUCCAGCUGGUGCCUUGGCCUCAGCUGCCCUUGAAGUCACCAUGAUGUGGUUCCCACCAGCCACCCUCUCCCUGCUCCUGCUACUCCUGCUGCUGGGCCAAGCCCCUCCCAGCAGGCCACAGUCACUGGGCAGCACAAAACUGCGGCUGGUAGGCCCAGGAAGCAGGCCCGAAGAGGGCCGCCUGGAAGUGUUGUACCAAGGCCAGUGGGGCACCGUGUGUGAUGACAGCUUUGCACUCCAGGAGGCCACAGUAGUCUGCCGCCAGCUAGGCUUCGAGGCAGCCCUGACCUGGGCCCACAGUGCCAAGUAUGGCCCAGGGGAGGGACCCAUCUGGCUGGACAAUGUGCGCUGUGUGGGCACAGAAAGCUCCCUGGACCAGUGCGGGUCUAAUGGCUGGGGUGUCAGUGACUGCAGCCACUCAGAGGAUGUCGGCGUGGUGUGCCAUCCCCAGCGCCAGCGUGGCUAUCUUUCUGAGAGGGUCUCCAAUGCCCUUGGGCCCCAGGGCCGGCAGCUGGAGGAGGUGCGGCUCAAGCCCAUCCUUGCCAGUGCCAAGCGGCAGAGCCCGGUGACUGAGGGAGCUGUGGAAGUGAGGUACGAGGGUCACUGGCGGCAGGUGUGUGACCAGGGCUGGACCAGGAACAACAGCAGGGUGGUGUGCGGAAUGCUGGGCUUCCCCAGCGAGGCGCCCGUCGACAACCACUACUACAGGAAAGUCUGGGAUUUGAAGAUGAAGGAUGCCAAGUCUAGGCUGAAGAGCUUGACCCAGAAGAAUUCCUUCUGGAUCCAUCGGGUCAACUGCCUGGGGAAGGAGCCCCACAUUGCCAACUGCCAGGUGCAGGUGGCGCCAGCACGGGGCAAGCGGCAGCCAGCCUGCCCAGGUGGCAUGCACACUGUGGUCAGCUGUGUGGCAGGGCCCCGUUUCCGCCCUCCAAAGGCAAAGCCUGGGCGCAAGGAGUCCCGGGCAGAGCAGGAGCCAAGGGUGCGCCUCCGCUCUGGGGCCCAGGCGGGCGAGGGCCGGGUGGAAGUACUCAUGAAUCGCCAGUGGGGUACGGUUUGUGACCACGGGUGGAACCUCAUCUCUGCCAGCAUUGUGUGUCGUCAGCUUGGCUUUGGCUCUGCUCGGGAGGCCCUGUUUGGGGCCCAGCUGGGCCAAGGGCUGGGGCCCAUACACCUGAGUGAGGUGCGCUGCAAGGGAUAUGAGCGGACCCUCAGUGAAUGCCCCUCCCUGGAAGGGUCCCAGAAUGGUUGUCAACAUGAAAAUGAUGCUGCCGUCAGGUGUCAUGUCCCAAAUACGGGCUUCCAGAAUCAGGUGCGCUUGGCUGGCGGGCGCAGCCCCGAGGAGGGUGUGGUGGAGGUGCAGGUGGAGGUGAACGGGGUCCGACGCUGGGGGGCUGUGUGCAGUGACCACUGGGGACUCACUGAAGCCAUGGUGGCCUGCCGACAGCUUGGCCUGGGUUUUGCCAGCCAUGCCAUUAAGGAUACCUGGUACUGGCAGGGGACGCCAGGGGCUGGAGAAGUGGUGAUGAGCGGCGUGCGCUGCUCAGGCACUGAGCUAGCUCUGCAGCAGUGUCAAAGGCAUGGGCCGGUGCACUGCUCCCAUGGCACGGGACGCUUUUCAGCUGGAGUCUCUUGCACAGACAGUGCUCCAGACCUCGUGAUGAAUGCCCAACUAGUGCAGGAGACGGCCUACUUGGAGGACCGCCCGCUCAGCCAGCUCUACUGUGCCCACGAAGAGAACUGCCUCUCUCAGUCUGCUGACCACAUGGACUGGCCCUACGGACAUCGGCGCCUGUUGCGCUUCUCCUCACAGAUCUACAACCUGGGCCGGGCUGACUUCCGUCCCAAGACAGGACGCCACAGCUGGAUUUGGCACCAGUGCCACAGGCACUACCACAGCAUUGAGGUCUUCACCCACUAUGACCUACUCACUCUCAAUGGCUCCAAGGUGGCUGAGGGACACAAGGCCAGCUUCUGUCUAGAGGACACAAACUGCCCCACAGGACUGCAGCGGCGCUAUGCAUGUGCCAACUUUGGGGAACAGGGAGUGACCGUUGGCUGCUGGGACACCUACCGACAUGACAUUGAUUGCCAGUGGGUGGAUAUCACAGAUGUGGGCCCUGGGGAUUAUAUCUUUCAGGUGGUUGUAAAUCCCAAAUACGAAGUGGCAGAGUCAGAUUUCUCCAACAACAUGAUGCAGUGCCGCUGCAAGUAUGACGGGCACCGGGUCUGGCUGCACAACUGCCACACAGGGGAUUCAUAUCGAGCCAAUGCAGAGCUCUCCCUGGAGCAGGAGCAGCGUCUCAGGAACAACCUCAUCUGAAGCCAUCACUGCACACUCCCAGCUGCUGCCCACACCAGAUACCUCAGCUUAUUGGAGCCAUGCCCUUCACAGAACCCUAACUCAGAGAGAAGAGGGCCAGUGCCAAGGGGCACCAAGAACUGCUCAGGAAGCCUUUUGAGGGCAAGAUCACCAAACCAGGAUGGUACUGCUCCCUUUGGAUGGCUCUGGGCCUGUCCCCUAAGGACCUUUGGUCUAUGGACUAUGACCGCCAGACUUUGUUCAGCUGAGUUCCCCUUCCAUAAGGAGACCCAAUCUUUCCUGGAUUUUGCCCCAGAGUUCCUGGUUCAGGAGCAAUCAGUUCCUUAGGGAUGGACUAUGGCCCAGUCCCCCAUCUAAAUGGUGCUUUGCAAAUGUCUUGGAGUAGAAGACAGAGGACCAAAAUACACAGGAGGUGGGAGUAGCCCUCUGCAAGGAGAUCAAAGCAACACAAAUGGCAGAGAAGUUUGUGAAUUCAUUCCCCUGCUUGAUCUCUCAUUUAGAACUCACCUGUCAUAUUCUCUAAGAGUCUGUUCUUUAGUGCCAUUACCUUUAUCCUACUGCACAUAUGGGUGUUUCUAAUAUGCCUGGAAGCUUAGGCUUCAGGCAUCUCCUUAUCUUCUGAUGGGCCAACAGUUACUGACUGCUUGAGAAGGGGCAACAUUUGCAGAAGUGGCCAGACAGGGCAGCAAGAGAAGGUCAAGCAAAAAGACUGCUGAGAUAAUAUGGAUAAUAUGGACCCUAGUCCCAGUCAGGGCCUCCACCAAGGAAAACCUAUGUGCCAUAUCCAAUCUCCCUCAAGAUCACUGUGUAUCUCAGGACUGGCUUAAAUUUCAGAUCUCAACCAAGUUUCUGAAGUGAACUUUGCAUUGAAUAAAUUUUUGCAAUGGAAAGAAAAUUGGGUCAAAUAAGCCACUCAUCUCUGUAGGAAGAACAGGUCUGGUAGACUGGGUGGCCAGGCGACUAUAGGGGAACAUUUAAUUAAGGACAAAACCUAGGAAAAGUCACCAUCCCUACUUGACGUGGCUGUGAUAUGGUCUUGCUCAAGUAGUAUAAAACCCCAUGGUCUUCCUGGACAUAAUUCUUAAUCUCUUCUCUACUUAGACAAACUUAAGAGAUGAUCCUUACAGAUCUGACAUUCUAAUGCCAAUAAAGGUUGCUCACUAUGGACUGCUUUAAAGACAA
Pteropus alecto (black flying fox) is the source of this 3606-nucleotide messenger RNA. RefSeq names its product lysyl oxidase like 4 (gene LOXL4). The coding region runs from base 145 to 2424 and encodes 759 amino acids. Gene Ontology annotation, molecular function: protein-lysine 6-oxidase activity; copper ion binding. Gene Ontology annotation, cellular component: membrane. The transcript is spliced from 15 exons. The record is from RefSeq and is a predicted model, not a curated record. Gene Ontology annotation, biological process: peptidyl-lysine oxidation. Lineage: Eukaryota; Metazoa; Chordata; Mammalia; Chiroptera; Pteropodidae.